AUGGUGGAUCCAGCCAAAAUUGAAGCUGUUUGGGAUUGGCCAACACCAAAAUCAGCUACUGAGGUCAGAAGUUUUCUGGGUUUAGCUGGGUAUUAUCGUCGGUUCAUUGAGGGAUUUUUAAAGAUUGCUGUACCCUUAACGGAGUUGACUCGAAAGAACCUAAAGUUUGUUUGGACUGAUCGGUGUGAGAAAAGUUUUCUAGAGUUAAAGCAAUGCUUGAUUACCGCUCCAGUACUAACUCUUCUUUCAGAUGAGGAAAAGUUUGUGCUAGUUAAGGCUGAGCAUCAGCGACCUGCAGGGUUAUUGCAGCCACUGAAUAUACCAGAGUGGAAUUGGGAAGAUGUUGCUAUGGACUUCUUGGUGCGUUCUGACAGGUUGGCGUAG
Cannabis sativa is the source of this 384-nucleotide messenger RNA. RefSeq lists its product as uncharacterized. The record is from RefSeq and is a predicted model, not a curated record. The transcript has 3 exons. Lineage: Eukaryota; Viridiplantae; Streptophyta; Magnoliopsida; Rosales; Cannabaceae. Bases 1 to 384 code for a protein of 127 amino acids.